AUUCAAGCCUCGGCAAAUCCCAGAAAUAUUUAUCUCGAGCUUCAACGUCAUCCAAGCUUCAAGCUUCACAACAUGAUAAAGCCAAUGCUUCCUUCAUGAACGACAACCAUGCGCGCCUCUCCCCCGCGUUGGUCGAGACCAUUGCCGGCCUCGCAGCUGGCACAACCUCCACGCUCGCCGUCCAUCCCCUCGAUGUGAUUAAAACCAGACUUCAAAUCCAACGCAACACCUCCUUUUCUCCUGUCAACGCCUUCGGAAUCCUCAAAUCCCUUCUGAAGAAUGAGCGACCAAUUCAGAGCUUGUAUCGUGGCCUGACGCCCAAUCUCGUCGGCAAUGCAAGCAGCUGGGCCAUCUUCUUCUACUUCAAAUCCAUCAUCGAAUCUCAGCUCCUCCUCUUCCAUAACCGCUCGCACCCCAGCACUUUUCUCACCCAUGACGGCUCAACGACAGCAAGCCGCAACGAGCUCUCGCCCGCAGACUACUUCCUGGCGUCCGGCAUAUCAGGGACUUUCAUCACGAUGUCCACGAACCCGAUAUGGGUGCUCAAGACCAGGAUGCUGAGCUCGGAUAAAGGAAGUGAAGGUGCUUAUGAAAGUAUGUGGCAUGGUGCAAGACAGGUUUUCAGGAAUGAGGGCUUGAGGGGCUUUUAUCGGGGCGCGGGGAUCAGUUUGUUAGGGAAUAGUCACGGAGCUGUGCAGUUUGCUGUCUAUGAGCCGCUGAAGAAUGUUUGGAGGAGAUAUUUGGCAAGGGAGCACAAUGAGGUGGAGAGUAGGACUGGGGAGCAGGAGAAGCUGGGAAAUACGGCGACCUUGGUCAUUUCAGGUUCGGCGAAGGUCGUUGCCGGGACCGCCACGUACCCAUAUCAAGUUAUUCGGAGUCGAUUGCAGACGUACCAUUCGGAAGCCAGAUUUGGGAAGGGAAUACGGGGCGUUGCGAGCAAGAUCUUGAAUGAGGAGGGGUGGAGGGGAUUCUACCGCGGGCUGGGGACGAACAUUGUCAGGGUGUUGCCAGCGACUUGGGUCACGUUCUUGGUGUAUGAGAACGUAAGGUUCUAUGUACCGCGCCUGGGUGGGUAGAAAUAACGGCUCUGGAAAGUAUCGCGAGGAUCAAUGGCUGAAUCUACACGUCCUCGUUUCCCUCUUGCGAUGCUUUUCCCUUGCAUAUUGUGAACUCGACCGAUUUCGUUGCCUUGCUUUAAUUUACCUCGCGAUCGAUUUUAGUUGGCAACAUCUCUUCGUGAUCAUCAAAAAUGUUUUUAGAGAGAAAGAGCCCCCUCUCGUCUAAUCCUAUGCUCCUCGUUGCUUUCAAUCUCCUUUGUGCAAGGUAGAGAAGAGUCACACAAGAG
This is a messenger RNA of Hyaloscypha bicolor E, 1345 nucleotides long. Its product is annotated as mitochondrial carrier. The transcript has 2 exons. Gene Ontology annotation, molecular function: FAD transmembrane transporter activity; folic acid transmembrane transporter activity. Bases 96 to 1076 code for a protein of 326 amino acids. The record is from RefSeq and is a predicted model, not a curated record. Gene Ontology annotation, cellular component: mitochondrion. Lineage: Eukaryota; Fungi; Ascomycota; Leotiomycetes; Helotiales; Hyaloscyphaceae. Gene Ontology annotation, biological process: nucleotide transport; folate import into mitochondrion.